UGCGGGGGUGCGUCGUGCGCCGAGCUGCGUUGCGGGCGGCGGCGGCGGCGGCAGCUGGAGCGGAGCUGGAACGGCGUGAGCGCGGGCGGCAGCUGUGCUCUGGAGCUUCUGGCGGCAACAUGGAAGUGGCGGCAGGGGGCGAGGACGGCGAAGAGCCCCCGCGGGAGGCCCGCGUCUUGGGUUCCGAGCUUGUGGACACCUACACGGUGUACAUUAUUCAGGUCAGCGUUGGCAAUCAUCAGUGGACAGUCAAACAUCGCUACAGUGAUUUCCAUGACCUGCAUGAAAAGCUUGUAUCAGAAAAGAAAAUAGAUAAAAAUCUGUUACCUCCUAAGAAGAUUAUUGGAAAAAAUUCCAAAAGCCUGGUGGAGAAAAGACAAAAGGAAUUGGAGAUCUACCUGCAAACUCUGCUCAUCAAAUUCCCUGUCACUGCUCCAAAAAUUUUGUCACACUUUCUACACUUCCAUUUAUAUGAGAUCAACGGCAUCACUGCUGCUUUGGCUGAAGAGCUUUUCCACAAAGGGGAGCAGCUGUUAAUGGCUGGAGAAGUCUUCACUAUCAGACCCUUGCAGCUAUAUGCUGUCACUCAGCAGUUGCUACAGGGGAAGCCUACAUGUGCUAAUGGAGAUGCCAAGACAGAUCUAGGUCACAUUCUGGAUUUCACUUGUAGACUUAAGUAUUUGAAGGUGACGGGAACAGGAGGACCUUUUGGAACCAGUAACAUUCAGGAGCAUCUCUUGCCUUUUGACCUCUCGAUUUUCAAAUCACUUCAGCAAAUUGAGAUCAGUCACUGUGGGGGAAAGCUUAUCAAGGGACUGACUUCAUCAAAGCAUGCUCUGGCCACAAUGAGUGUUCGCUUUUCGGCAACAUCGAUGAAGGAAAUCCUGGUGCCUGAGGCCUCUGAAUUUGAUCAGUGGGAGCCAGAGGGUGCAACUUCGAGUUGUCCAGUGACAGCAGUUAUCCCAACUUGGAGAACUUUAACAACUUUGGAUAUGAGUCACAAUAGCAUCUCUCAAAUUGAUGAUUCAGUGAAACUAAUUCCAAAGAUUGAAUUCCUGGAUUUGAGUCACAAUGGGGUGUCUCUAGUAGAAAACUUACAGCAUCUCUACAACCUUGUUCACCUGGACUUGUCCUACAACAAGCUUACAUCACUAGAAGGUGUUCACACAAAACUGGGAAACAUCAAAACUCUGAAUUUAGCAGGAAAUCAGCUGGAAAGGCUGUCUGGUCUCAACAAACUGUACUCGUUAGUCAACUUGGAUCUGAGCAACAACAAAAUAGAUCAGAUUGAAGAAGUGAAAAACAUAGGAAACCUGCCAUGCUUGGAAAAGGUGGUCUUGUCCAGCAACCCGCUGAGCAUCAUCCCUGACUACCGCACCAAAGUGCUUGCUCAGUUUGGGGACAGGGCCUCAGAGGUCUGUUUGGAUAAUAUUGUUACCACAGAAAAGGAACUAGACACUGUGGAAGUGUUAAAAGCUAUUCAGAAAGCAAAGGAGGUGAAAUACAAACUGAGCAGCUCUGAUAAAAAGAUCAGUGAGGACUCCAGGCUCACUGCUGCCAGCUCCAAAUCAAACUGUUCUUCUCUUACUGUUCGUCCUUCUUCUCCCUCUCUGCCUGGUCCUGUCAGCUCCAGCCAAGAAAUAAUUUGUGAAGAAACAGUCCUAGCCAGCAGUCUUUUGCAAUCCAGUGGUUCGACUCCUACAGACCAUACAGUUCCCCAGAGAUGCUUUGAAACACCAGACUCCAGAUGUAAAAAUCAACCUCCUGCCUCUCUAUUGGAUUCAUUCAAAGAGCAUGGAAAUUGUCAUCACAGAUGUUCGGAUCGCUCAGAGGAAGAACACUGUGCGGUGCCUGACCUCUGGAACACCAUCAUCUUGCCUUCCAAUUGUAUGUCAUACACUGCCACAAACCAAGAUUUUAUCCAGCACCUUUCUGCCUCGAUUGUGCAGGCUGUGCAGAGAUCAACCUCCUCCUUUACAGAGAGCAAAGGAAGCCCUCCAGGUGAUUCCGGAACCACGGACAAAGAAGAUGGAUAUUUUGAGAUGGGACUUCAUGAAGGAGAUCAGACUUUUGAGUUUAGCACUACUUCUGAUACUUGGUCAUCUGACGACAUAGCAAUGGAGAGUGUUGACAUAGCCAAAAUGCUCUGGAGUUUUUCUAUCCACAUUCAUAAAGGACUCAGGCAGUUUGCUUCCUGUUUAGUCUUGACCAAUGAUAUGCUUGCCGUGUUCGAGAUUCCUCAUCAGGAACUGAGAGGAAAUUGCCAGCAUCUCCCUUCUGCCUUGAAAUUAGUGCUGUGUUUUCCAUACACUGAUCUGACAGAAUUUGGCUUUCUCCUGCCAGAAAUCUGUUUAACACUGAAGCUGAAAACCAGUGACAGCUGUUUGUUUAUUAUUUCAGACUCACAGAAUCUUCAAGACUUUUAUUCCUGUUUACACACACGUUGCUCUCAACACUACACAUCAGUGUUACCAAGCUCCACACUGUACUGUGGAAAAGCAAACCUCCAGGAGUUUCUCUGUAAGCUUAUGGAAUGGCAUUGCAUUUCAGCUGAAGAUAUUGAAAUAAAAGGGUAUUUCCCAACAUACCUUGUUUGUGGGAAUAAAAGCAACAUUCAGAAGACCUUGCAUCAAACAGAGUCAGCUGGCAAUAGCAAAGAUGGGUCAAAAAAUGUUUUGUGUUCUGCACUUUAUUCUUCAAUGUAUAGAUCUUCUGAUCAGAAUGCCUGUGUGGUCCAUCCCUGUUGGAUAUUUCUAACAGCCCAGCAUUUUUAUCUACUAAAAGUGGAUUUCAGUUUAGUGCCAGGCAAAUGGAUAGGCACAGAAGAGUUGGAAAGUGUGUUUAAGCUGAGCAGAAUUCCGUUGGCAUCACUCGUGUUGCAUCCAACUCACAGCUGCCCCCAGCAGAAAGAUUCCUUUCUGGAUGGGCAUGUGCUGGAGUUACUUGUUGGAUACAGAUGUAUUACAGCAGUGUUUGUUCUACCUCAUGAGAAAUUCCACUUCCUAAGAAUCUACAGCCUCUUAAGGACACUCCUGCAGGAUGUUAAGACUAUUAUUAUUAUCAAAGCUUCAAGCAAAUCAGAUGCUGUAAGAAAUCACAUUGUGGAGACAAGCAGACAUGGUCAGUCAUCAAGCUUUUGCAAGCCUCAUCUGACGCUGUCAUCUUUAUAUCCAUCUGAAAUUCUUGUGCAGAAGAUAACAGAGGAUAACCAGAUUCCUCUUCACCUUCAUGUGUCUGUGUCUCUGCAGUAUGUGGCUGGGCUGAAAGGAAAUGCCCUAGUUGAGUUUUUCCAUGGCAACAUUGCUGAGGUAGAAAAUGAAGAGCUGAGACAUCUCAUGUGGUCUUCGAUCCUGUUUUACAAGACUCCCAACGUUGAAGUGAUGGCUUGUGUGCUUCUCUCAACAAAAGCUAUUUACUUUCUAUUGGAUGAUUCUUUCAUUCAUGCUGAUGAGCAGCAGUCAGAAUUCUGGACCAAGGAAAAUGGGGAUUGUGACAACAGCUCUUUCCACCUCUCUUGCUGCUUUGUGCUAAAACUGAAUGACCUGCAGUCAGUAAAUGUUGGCCUGUUUGACCAAUACUUCAGAAUUGCUGGACACUCUGCAGAUCGUAUAGUCACCUGUCUGACAAGAGACAGCUACAACACUCACACUUUCAUACAGCAGCUGAUGGCAGUCCUGUCACUGCUUGCACGCACACCUUCACCUGAACCAGUAGACAAAGACUUCUACUCCGAAUUUGGGAGUAAAAACACAGGAAAAAUGGAGAAUUAUGAACUGAUUCACUCCAGCAGAGUAAAGUUUAUUUACCCAAAUGAAGAGGAAAUUGGAGACCUUGCUUUUCUAGUGGCAGAGAAGAUGGAUUGUUUGACUGACCUUCAAUCCCUCAAUAUCCUUCUGUAUGUGUUGGCAUUCCAGGUGAAUCAUACUGAGGGAUCUGCCCCAAACACUAGCUCUCUUCAGCCUAAAACACUGAUACUGACCAGCUCGGACUUGUUCCUCUUCAAUGAGGAUUACAUCAGUUACCCACUGCCUGACUUUGCUAAGGAGCCACCACAGAGGGACAAAUAUCAGCUGGCAGAUGGGAGGCGAAUCCGCCACUUGGAUCGUGUGCUUAUGGGUUACCAGACCUACCCCCAGGCUCUCACCUUUGUGUUUGAUGAUGUUCAGAAUCAGGAUCUGAUGCAGAACUUAGCACUGGAUCACUUUGGAGAAACAAAUGGUGCUCCAAAGGGAAAUGCUAAACAAGAAGGCAGCAGAAGCAGAGAAAUACAGUGGUGCAUCUUUAUCCCCAGUGCAGAGAGCAGGGAGAAGUUAAUUUCCUUGCUUGCAAGACAGUGGGAGAUGCUGUGUGGCAGAGAGCUGCCUUUGGAACUCACAGGAUAGGUGGUGCCCAGAUGAGUGAUUUCAGAGUCUGCUGUAAAAUAAAGCACAGUGUUUAGAUAGCACCUGUCAGGUCGUGGUGGUUUGAAUCAGGAGAUGACCUGGACUCCCUUACUGCCUAGUGCAGUGAGCAUUUAGUAGUACAGAGAAAUAUUUUCAAGUGUUACCUGGGGACUGAACUGCUUGUAAAGUCUAUUUUUUAUGCAAUAGUACAUAGUGGAAAAAAAAAACCAGGAAGCAUCCUGGGAAACUGUAUGGAAUAAUUAAGGAGUCAACACUCGAUGUGCUGUCCUUUAGGGCUGUUGAGGUUUCCACUGUUGUUGUGUAUCUAUCAGCCUUGCUGUUCCAAACGAACUCUGAUGUGUACAUAAGGGUCACUGCUGGUGUGUGUCCAAGUGCCACGUUCUUUGUAUGACAAGUAUUUGGGUAUGCUGCUGAUGCUUAUUUCAUGACCUUACAGUUUGACACAUUUUUAUUUAAGGCCAAAUGUAAUUAUUUGCUGUCAGGCAUGGACAUAGCAGUAAAAUUGGAUAAAGAGGAGUUGCCUGCUCGAGGUCCGCUCAGUAUUGUCUUGAAAGUGGAAAUCCCCAACAUGGACAUAGGAGCAUUUUGCCAGCAGGUAAAAGAGUUUGUGUCUCUGAA
Pogoniulus pusillus (Red-fronted tinkerbird) is the source of this 5021-nucleotide messenger RNA. It is a transcript of the gene NISCH, whose product is annotated as nischarin. Lineage: Eukaryota; Metazoa; Chordata; Aves; Piciformes; Lybiidae. The coding region runs from base 120 to 4382 and encodes 1420 amino acids. Gene Ontology annotation, cellular component: cytoplasm. The record is from RefSeq and is a predicted model, not a curated record. The transcript is spliced from 21 exons. Gene Ontology annotation, molecular function: integrin binding; phosphatidylinositol binding.